Messenger RNA from Bemisia tabaci, 3413 nucleotides. Its product is annotated as probable methyltransferase-like protein 25. Lineage: Eukaryota; Metazoa; Arthropoda; Insecta; Hemiptera; Aleyrodidae. The record is from RefSeq and is a predicted model, not a curated record.
UACCUACACACCAUGUCUUUAAAUGGUUUUGACAGUUAUGAUGAAUAUUUUAGCGCUUGUUGCAAAUUCCUAGGGGAUAAUGAGUGGAUCUUUAACUAUCCUGUGACGGAAAUAUUGGUUCAAGACAUUCCGUCGCUCGUCCCGGAUUCUUGGAUUCAUGCUCUGUCUAGUUUAAGUGAGGAGGAAUUCAAAACUUUCCCAGUGUAUCUAGUCAAGGAAGAUUGGCCAGCAUCUCUGAUUGCAUUUUGUCAAUGGAGCAAAAAGUUAAAACUGAAACCUGAAAUUUUCAAUCCAUCAGAGAAAUUAGAGCUACCUGAAAUUAUCAAAGCAGGUGUGACACCUAAAAAAACUCACGAAGUUGACAAUUUAGUCCCUUUCAUUCAUUCUCUCUGCUCAGAUCACAGUAUUAAUAGGAUAGUCGACAUAGGCUCUGGUUUGGGAUACUUGGAUUUAUUUUUAUACGUCAAAUAUGGCCACACAAUUUUGGGAGUGGAAUCAGGGAAAAAACUUGUAGAAACAUCAACUUCCAGGUUUCAAAAAGUGAAAGCUGCUCUACCCCCAAACCAUGUUGGUGAGAUAAAGUACAUAGAGAGCUUUGUUAAUCCCGAGUCAAUCAAUUCCUUAAGCCACAAGAUAACUACAUUUUUCUCUGAAAGAUCUGAUGAAAAUGAUUUUAUCAGCAAAUCGAAGGAAAAAUCCCAAAUCAAUUUUACGGAUGUUGCUCUGGAAAAAUCUAUAGCAAGCAUUUCAAAUCAAAAUUUUACUGAAAAACUUUCGUUGAGUGACUCUGUCAAGCACACUGGCAAAAAACAAGUAGAAUAUUCAGAUUGUGCCAAAACAAAUGGAGUCUGUCUAGUCGGACUACAUACCUGCGGAGAUUUAUGCAUUGAUAGCCUUAAUUUGUUCAUGAGUACAGAUUGCUGUAAACUUUGUGUCUUACUAGCCUGUUGCUAUCACAAAAUGACAGGGCAAACUCCAAAUGGCACAAAUAACAUUGCCUCCAGUAUACCUCCGUCAAACUCUUUCAGAAAUUUUCCCUUAUCAUCCGCAUUGAAGCAGUCAGCAUCUAACUAUCCAUCUGCAAGUUCUUUUCUGCAAAUCCCAUUUUUACGUUUGGCGGCUAAUGAGACUGCAGAUCGGUGGUUCCAUAUGUCAGCAGAGAAACAUGCUAGUCAGUUGUUUCACACCAUGGCCAGGGCUGUGAUCCAGUUAUAUCUCCAUCAAAAUCACCUCUCCACAAAGAAAACCAAACGUCGAUGUGUCACAAAAAUCCCAACAAACGAUUUCAAAGCAUAUGUUACAAGUUUUCUAUCUCGCUACCAUAUUUUUACCGAAUCUGGAGAAACCUUUCAUCCAAACUCAACCAUAAUUGCAGCCAUUUUGGACCUCUGGGAAAAAUUCAAGCCAAAAAAGAAGGUUAUCUCAAUUUUGUUAUGUCUUCAAGCAAAUAUUCAGUUUGUCGCCGAGAGCUUAAUUGUUGCUGAUAGGGUCAAAUACUUACUAGAGCGGAAUGCCAAAGAAGUCAGAGUAGUCAGGGUCAUGGAUGAUUCAGUUUCCCCCAGAGCGCUAGCAUUAUGUGUUCAUAAAUAAAAAAUAAUUACCUUCAUCAAAAGUUUGUAAUUUUUUUUUUUUAUUGGUUAUUUUACACUUUUGAAGUCUUUAAAGCUGAUGAUUACUAUGAAAAACAAUCAGAUGUCAACAAUUAAAUCUUUGAAAUGAAACAAUAUUUUGAAAAGGGUUGGGUAGUUGAUAAUAAUUGAAUUGAAUUUUUCCUGUCUUUAGAUCGAGAACUAUUCUAAGCACAGUUCUCUCUCCCUUUUCAGCGGCCAUCUUCGCAUUGGAAAACUCUCUUUAACUGAUAAAUCCACUGGCCCCCUCCCAUACAAAAUACAUGUAUUUUUCUUUCUGUUUACUGGAUUUCACUCUCUACUAAAUGAAUUUUCUAGUCCUUUGAUUGAAAGAGAGAGAGAGGGUAUGCAGAGAGUGAGAGUAAUGUAUGUCUUUCAAAGCAAAGCUAGAAAAAUCAUUGCUUCUAACAAAGGGUGCAACAAAUAAUCGAAAUUUUUCGCUACCAUAAUAGACAAGAGAAAUUAAAAUCUAUACAGUAAGUAGGACUUUCACAUUCAGUGCAAAUCUUAUUUACACACAGAUUUGGAAAUUUGAAUCAAAUUUUGGGUCUCAUUAUGAGGGAACUAUGACUUCUUUAAAUUCUGUACUUUUAGGGAAUAUUUUUAAGAUCUUAUAUCUCCUUGCUACUCUAAAGAUAACUCAAAGUUUCAAUAAAUAAAGAGUAUUUUGUAGUCAAGUAUCCAAUAGUUUUUUGUGUUGUUUUUAUGAUCACAGGUACAUAUUAAAAUAUUAUUUCUUUUUCAAAUUAAAAGCCUAUUUGAGGCAGGCAAAGUCAACAGAAAAAAGGUGAGAAUUAAAAUUUUUUACUGGGAAUUUCUCAUUUUGUAUUCAAACAGAUUGGUUUGUGUUUUCUUCAUCAUCGUUUUAUAUGGUAUCAAAUUUUUUUUGACAUUGUUUAAUUAGGAUUAUACCCAUUAAUACAAGGUGUGGGCUUCAUUUGAUAAUAUUGAAAUUAAAAGACGAAUUCAACUUUCCAAGAGAUAUGGAAUGUAACAGUAAUUUUUUUUUUAUCGAAUCGUCCCUCUUUCAAUAGGCAGUGCAACUGUUCUUAUUAUAUCAUCGCUUCUCUGAUGUAAGAGCAUAUUUCCACUUUUACUUAAGCACUGUAAAGCAUGGAGAAUGGAUAAUAAGGCUAAUCUCCAAAAGCAGUUUUGCCCUAACACCAGAGGAGCGACGUUGUUAUCUUUUCAUUUCACAUUAAUAAUAAGUUAUUUCAUUCCUUAUUGCAGUUUUACUAAAUCUUUUACUAAUUUAAAAUCAAGUUGAAAAAUGCAUAGAGCAUUUAUCAUCAUUUUAAAUUCAAAGAAUUAGGAGAAGAGAAACCUGGACCUUCUCUCAAAAUGACCUUUUGAGACUUGGUCCAAAUUUUUCGCACUAUUUAAGGACUUAGAGAUACAACCAAGUAUCUAAACUCCAAAAAUGUAUUACAUUUUACUGUUCGUCAAGAUAAAUUAAUUACUUCACAAUAAAACUAUCAGUCUUUUCCAGCAGGCACUAUGAAAGCACCCAUCCUAAUUUCACCUAAGGUGAUACUUAAAAUUUGUGGAUUGAUCCUUCUUGUUUGUUUUCCGUUGAUAAUUUUUCCUCUUCUUUCCUGUAAACAGAAUAAAUCAGCACACAGGUAAAAAUUCAGUUCAUAGUAAUUCGUUCAAGAAUAUUGACUGCUGACUAUUUGAGUAAAUGAGAAACAUGCUCAAUUUUUUUUCAUGACUGUUGUAAAAUAUGUUGAGAAGAGCUAACAAGUUGCCUAUAAAAUCAAAUUAAAUAAAUUUAAGUUAUGUAUA